Molecule: messenger RNA, 1547 nt
Organism: Stegodyphus dumicola
Lineage: Eukaryota; Metazoa; Arthropoda; Arachnida; Araneae; Eresidae
Product: rho GTPase-activating protein 44-like
Biological process (GO): signal transduction; positive regulation of GTPase activity; regulation of Rac protein signal transduction
Cellular component (GO): cytoplasm; intracellular anatomical structure
Molecular function (GO): protein binding; GTPase activator activity
Source: RefSeq, a predicted model, not a curated record
UGAUAAGCAUUGCUGAAGUGAGCAUCGCUCUGUGUGAAUGAAGUACCGAAGACAAGCGUUUUGUUUGAGUUAUGACGUUUUGUAUUUUUAAGAUGAGGAUGUACAGUUUUCUAUUUUUUAUUUUAUGAGGAUUUUGGAUUAAUAUCUUACCCUAUCUGUGAGAAAAAUAUAUAUUCAUUCAAAAUGAUGAAACAAUUUCUUCGCGUGAAGCAGAUUGCUGAUCAAAAAUUUCAACGGAGUGAUAAGAACGGAGUUCUAACAGAAGAACUAAAUGCAGCUGAAAGACGAGUAGAUUUGAUCAAAGAAAGUUGUUAUGCUAGUGGGAAAAAGCUUUCAACAUGCAUGCAGAGGCUCGUGCAAGAUUCCUCCGAUCGGAAGUUUUCGAAAAAAAUACCGGAAGCUGCUCUUGCUCAAUGCAUGGAGGAAUGGGGUCUUUCGCUGGGUGAAAAUUCCAUUUUAGGAAUGACUCUAGUUGAUUAUGCUCGAGUUCAAGAAGCAUUAGCUAAUGAUCUGCUCACCUACAAAGUGCAAGUUGAAGAAAAUGUUGUAGAACCUCUUCAGAAUAUACUUAACAUUGAUAUAAACAAGGUAAUGAAGUACCGGAAACAACUUUUUAAACUCACUUCGGACAUGGAAUCAGCCAAAAUGAGGUACCAAAGUGCUUUACGAAGCAGCCAGCAAGCAACAGGUAAUGGAGCAGCUGCUGCUGCAGCUAAAGUUCAACUUCUUAAAGAAGAAGCUGAAGAUAUAACAAGUAGAGCUGACCAGUGCCGGGAUUCUCUGACUGCAGAAAUGUUUAAUCUAAUCAGUCGUGAGCCAGAAAUGUCACAGUUGUUUGUUAAAUUAUGUCAGUUACAACUUGAAUACCACAAAAAAGCAUUUUAUAUGCUUGAAUCUGCAUUGCCUGAAUUAAAAGCUCAGAUAAGCUCAUGUCCUUACCAGCCUGUGUUUGGUGUCUCUCUAAAAGAACAUUUGAAAGUAACUAAAAGAGAAAUAGCUACUGUAAUUGAGACAUGUGUUUGCUGGCUCCUUGAAACAGCAAUGGAAGAAGAGGGCUUAUUUAGAAUUGGGGGAAGUAUGAUAAAAAUUAAGAAAAUGAAGAGUGCUUUCGAUGCUGGGUUUCAACAUUUGAUUGAAGAAGAUAGAGAUCCUCAUAAUGUGGCAGGUGUUUUAAAGUUAUAUCUGAGAUCUUUACCAGAACCUCUUCUGACAUUUGAAUUAUAUGAUCAAUGGAUGAAUGCUGCUGUAGAGGCCGACCAUGACACAAGGUUGAGGGCACUGUGGAGUGUAGUUAAUUCACUUCCUGAAGCUCAUUUGAAAAAUCUCAGGUAUCUCAUAAAGUUUCUAGCUAAACUGUGUAAAAAUAGUGAUGUAAACAAAAUGUCAGUUCAAAAUAUCUCUAUUGUGAUUGGUCCAAAUUUAUUGUGGCCACCUGUAGAAGAAUGUGCUUUGGGGAUGAAUAUGACAGCUACUAAUCUUCAUAGUUCUAUUGUGGACACUUUGAUAACAUAUGUUGACUGGUUUUUCCCUGGAGGUUAGUAUGAAUU